Messenger RNA from Phacochoerus africanus (Common warthog), 3115 nucleotides. RefSeq names its product collagen type XIII alpha 1 chain (gene COL13A1). Lineage: Eukaryota; Metazoa; Chordata; Mammalia; Artiodactyla; Suidae. The transcript is spliced from 40 exons. The record is from RefSeq and is a predicted model, not a curated record. The coding region runs from base 583 to 2799 and encodes 738 amino acids.
GGGGGCGGGAGAGAUUAGUUUGGGAAGUAGCACGGAUUGCUCAUCCGAUCCGUGCAGCCGCAGCUAGUGUGUCAAGUUACAGAGGCGCCGGAAUCGGCCCCAGCGCUGCUCCGCCGCGGCCACGACCCACCUCUGCCCAUGGGGCCCUCCGUGUGCGCCCCUUCGCCCCGGGACUGAAACUGGCUCGCCCGGGAGACGGGAGACAUCUAGGACAGACAGCGCAGAAUCAACUCCAGGACUCUGCAGAUACUUGAAGGGAAAGACGGGGCGGAAAGGAAAACCGGCCAGAUUCCCCUAACUUUCCUGGACUUGGAGCGUUCUUCGAAGUAACUUUUUUUUUCUCACCUGGGUGUACCCCGAUUACUGCUGGUUGUAAUUUUCUUUUUUCGGCUUUCCCCCUCCAGCUGCCUUUUUUUUUUUUUUUUUUCCUCCAUCCUCUUUGCUGGGAGCAAAGGAAAGGGACAUAUUCCACCGACACAAACCCUUUCCCCCUGUCCCGCAGCUUGGAUCGCGCCUGUGGGCAGUGGCUCUCGCCUUUAUUUAUUCUAUUUAUUUAUUUAUUGGUUCUCAAGACGCGAGGGGAUGGUAGCGGAGCGCUCCCGCAAAGCGACAGACUCCGGUGCCCGCGGCCCUGGGGAGCUGGGCGCGCCCGGGACGGUGGCGCUGACGGUGGCGCCGGUGGAGCGCUGCGCGCGGCUGCCGAGCCCGGGGUCCUGCGGGCUGCUGGCGCUGGCCCUCUGCUCGCUGGCGCUCAGCCUGCUCGCCCACUUUCGGACGGCCGAGCUGCAGGCCCGGGUGCUGCGCCUGGAAGCAGAGCGUGGGGAGCAGCAAAUGGAGCCGGCUAUUUUGGGACGAGUCAACCAACUGCUGGAUGAGAAAUGGAGGCUCCACUCUCGGAGACGCCGGGAGGCCCCAAAGACAUCUCCAGGGUGUCACUGCCCACCAGGACCUCCUGGUCCCGCUGGAAGACCCGGCCUCCCGGGGGACAAAGGUGCCAUUGGGAUGCCCGGACGUGUGGGAGCAAAGGGCCAACCAGGCGAGAAGGGCGCCCCAGGAGAUGCCGGGAUGUCCAUCAUCGGUCCCCGUGGCCCCCCUGGUCAGCCGGGCACACGAGGUUUUCCUGGAUUUCCGGGUCCCAUUGGGCUGGACGGCAAACCGGGCCGCCCCGGACCAAAGGGAGAGAUGGGGCCUCAAGGACAAAAAGGAGAAAAGGGUCAGUGUGGAGAGUACCCCCACCGGGAGCACCUAAGCACCUCUCUGGCAGCUCUGCGCUCCAACCAGAUAAUUACCCUGAAGGGUGAACAGGGCCAGGCUGGCAUCCAAGGCCCGCCAGGGCCACCAGGCCCUCCUGGACCAAGUGGACCUCUGGGGCACCCAGGACUGCCAGGGCCCAUGGGGCCGCCUGGCUUAUCUGGGCCUCCUGGACCAAAGGGAGACCCGGGGAUCCAGGGCUACCACGGCCGGAAGGGAGAGCGGGGCAUGCCGGGGAUGCCAGGCAAACAAGGAGCCAAGGGUGAGCCAGGGACCCCAGGAGCCAAGGGAGACCCAGGAGCAACAGGGAAGCCGGGGCCCCCAGGUUUGCCGGGAAAGAGGGGGCAGAGGGGUGAGAAGGGGUCUGUGGGUUCCCCCGGGCUACUCGGCCUCCUGGGGCAGAAGGGAGAAAAAGGCGAUGCCGGCAACUCCAUUGGAGGAAGCAGAGGGGAGCCCGGUCCCCCAGGGCUCCCGGGGCCCCCGGGGCCAAAGGGGGACGCUGGAGCUGAUGGCCAGGCUGGCCCCCCAGGACGACAAGGAGACAAGGGGGAGCCUGGAGCAGCUGGAGAACAGGGACCUGCUGGCCCCAAGGGCUCCAAGGGUGAACCAGGGAAAGGAGAGCUGGUGGACUACAACGGGAACAUCAGUGAGGCUCUCCAGGAGAUCCGGACACUGGCCUUGAUGGGACCCCCUGGCCUUCCCGGGCAGAUUGGCCCACCAGGAGCUCCAGGGAUCCCAGGCCAGAAGGGGGAGAUUGGACUGCCAGGGCCUCCUGGACAUGAUGGGGAAAAGGGACCUCGAGGUAAACCAGGAGACAUGGGCCCUCCUGGCCCCCAAGGCCCCCCAGGAAAGCCUGGGCCUGCAGGAAUGAAGGGAGAAGAUGGACACACAGGGAGCCCGGGAGAGAAGGGGGAGAAAGGGGAGACGGGGCAGCCAGGCCCACCGGGUCUAGAUGGCCCAACUGGGGAGAAAGGAGAACCAGGAGGGCAAGGGAGACCAGGAGUGACCGGAUUGCCUGGCCCAAUUGGGCUCCCAGGAUUUACAGGAGAGAAGGGAGAACCUGGGGAGAAAGGUGACCCAGGAGUGGAGGUUCCUGGACCACCAGGGCCAGAGGGGCCUCCGGGACCUCCGGGGCUCCAAGGCGUUCCUGGACCAAAGGGGGAAGCAGGACUAGAUGGAGCAAAAGGAGAAAAGGGCGUCCAGGGAGAAAAAGGAGACCGAGGUCCUCUGGGAUUACCCGGAGCUUCAGGUUUGGACGGCAGGCCUGGGCCACCGGGUACUCCAGGACCAAUUGGAGUUCCAGGCCCAGCGGGACCAAAGGGAGAGAGGGGCAGCAAAGGUGACCCUGGAAUGACAGGACCAACGGGAGCAGCAGGGCUUCCUGGUUUACAUGGACCACCCGGGGACAAAGGAAACCGGGGGGAAAGGGGGAAGAAAGGCUCUAGAGGGCCUAAGGGGGAUAAGGGAGACCAAGGAGCGCCUGGAUUAGAUGCCCCCUGUCCAUUGGGCGAAGACGGCUUGCCAGUCCAGGGCUGCUGGAACAAGUGAUGCCUCUAACCUGGGAUUGGCCUGUGUGUGUGUUUGUACAUAGAAUAUUUAUUUUUAUACAGUUUUCACUUUUUGAAAAUGCCAGAAGUAUGAUGCAUCUUACAGAUUAUUAAAAAAAGGAAACCUGCAUAUUUUGUACAGAAACUACCAACCUCUUCCCUUUUGUUUACAAGAUGUUUUGUACACGUCUACAAUUCUAAUACACUUUUUGUUUGAGUCCGGCCAUAUGUUUGCAUGAUAUUUGUGCACACUUAUUAAGUAUUGAAGCUUAAUAAAUUAUUGUGUUCUGGUGCCAAAGGGGGCCAACCAGCACUUA